This is a messenger RNA of Pyrenophora tritici-repentis Pt-1C-BFP, 1446 nucleotides long. Its product is annotated as Atrophin-1 multi-domain protein. The record is from RefSeq and is a predicted model, not a curated record. Lineage: Eukaryota; Fungi; Ascomycota; Dothideomycetes; Pleosporales; Pleosporaceae.
AUGGCCGUCAAGUUGGAUUCUGCAGGUACGCAUGUUGUGCGUAAGGCUGGAGAAGCCGAAGUAGCUAGCUGCGUCGCCGGCAUCAUAGAAGCUUUCACAAAUGGAUUGAACAUCUUCAGGAGGUUGCGCGAGAGAAGAAAAAAGCGCAAGACGCGCAAAGAGCCUGACAAGCCUGAUCCGACGGGCACGGCCGAGCAUCAGCUCUCCAAAAGCUUGCGCAGAGGGCCCGAAGAGGUUGCCGAGAGCUAUGCUGAAUACUACUUUAGCGGUCUAGGGCCGCGCUUCGCAAAGGGCGAUUCAAUUGCACAUGCCUCCCUUGCAGAGACACUCAUCAAGUUGAACACUGGACUUGUAGCCAUCAUCGCAACCUUCCUGAAUCAUGACAGCAAAGGUGGAAAAGGCCAGCUAGAUCUAGACUACAAAGCCUUGACCCACCUCUCCGAUGCAUCACGUCGCGAAGCCAUACACAGCCUCACGCAGCUAUAUCACCGACUAAGCCAAUCGCAGCUACAACUUAACAUUGCUGCUCCACCAUGUCCCCGAUGCGGGACUAGCAAACACCAUGACUGCUCAUCUCGGAGUGCCAGCCCAGAAAAGGUGAAGAGGAAGCACUCGAGCUCCUCGCGCCAGCGAUCCUCUGGCCAUGUAGUAACACGCAUGCCCAUCAGACACGGGAGCUCAAACCAACCCCAGCUUGUCGUCAUGAGGCCCAAGACCACUCGUAAGAGCAGCUCAUCGGGCAAUAGUUCGGGCGCGGUGAAGUCUGCUUCACACUCGGUCAAGUCUCCCUCAAGCUCGCGCGACAAUUCCCCAAUGGCCUCUCCUCAACUCAAGAAGCUCCAGAUGGCACCACAGCUGCCCUUGUACGUACCAGUUGAGCCUUUUGAGCUUGAACGCGGUAGUGCUACAAAGAGCAAGCCGGAAGGCGGUGCAUCAAAGAAGAGCAGUAGCAAGCCACGGGUCGAUUCCUUCGACGAUUCUCGAUCACCAUCAUGGACCGAAUAUCCGUACAUGCUUCCUAAAUCAUCAACGCCAAAGCCAUCGUCACCGAAGCCAUCACCAGAGAAGCACAUUCACGAACCCACCCCCAAGCUUCCAAGCUUCACGUCCACACCUCGCCGCUCCUCAACACCUAUCGAAGUCAAGCCUCCUGUCCCAUCGAAGCCCGCACAUCUCUCACCAGAACCCGUCUUUCCCUCGCCAGCGACCCUCGCUUUCCGUCGUCGCCUAGACAAGGUCACCCCAUCGAGCUACACGUUCGCAUCUGAUAGCACAAAGAUGGGAGAGAUACCGCAGAGGAAUUGGUACAAGCCAUUCGACUACGAAGAAGCUGAACGUCUGAAUGCUGAGGCGGCCAUCAACGGCUAUCCCAAUGCACCUACAGGUGCCGAGAAUAAGACGGAGAAGAAAAAGAAGCGUUUUGGCUUCAUGCGUCGGGACGCAUGA